AUGUUAUCUAUAUUUACAGAUUAUGCAGAAUUUGUCUUUCUUGGUUUAUUUAUUACUGAAAUGUUAUUAAAAGUAUAUGGUUUAAAUGUACGAAUCUACUUUGAAUCUUCGUUUAAUAUCUUUGACUGUGUGGUUAUUAUAGGAAGUCUAUUUGAAAUAAUUUGGGGAUUCUUUCAUCCGGAUGCGUCAUUUGGUAUCAGUGUCUUACGUGCACUGAGACUUUUACGAAUUUUCAAAGUAACCAGGUAUUGGGCAUCAUUACGCAAUUUGGUCCUUUCAUUAUUGAAUUCUAUGCGAAGUAUUAUUUCAUUAUUAUUCUUACUAUUUCUGUUCAUUUUAAUAUUUGCAUUACUUGGAAUGCAAUUAUUUGGUGGAGAUUUUAAUUUCGAUGAAGGAAGACCAACACAAAAUUUCGAUACAUUUGUUAAAGCUUUGUUAACUGUGUUUCAGAUAUUAACUGGUGAAGAUUGGAAUACCGUUAUGUAUAAUGGAAUAAGAGCACAAGGUGGAGUAACCAGUGGUGGUGCAAUUUACAGUGUAUAUUUUGUUCUAGUUAUGGUAUUUGGAAAUUAUACUCUGUUAAAUGUAUUUCUUGCCAUUGCUGUGGAUAAUUUGGCAAAUGCUCAAGAAUUAACAGAAGCUGAAGAAGAACAAGCCAAAUUACAAGAAAGUCAUGCAGCUGAAGAACGAGGUGAAACACGAUCUCCUGUUGACGUCAAAACUAAUAUUAACAAUAAUAAUAAUAACAAUAAUAAUAAUAAUAAUGGUAAUAUUAAAAAUACACAAACAGGGAACCUUGUAAAUAGUUAUCAUAUGCCUAGUAUUCAUGAUACAGAGAAUAAUCCAAAUACAAUGCAAGAGAAUUUAAAUGAAAUCAUUAAAUAUAGAACCGGUGUACAAAAGGAUAAUUUUAUGUUUCAUCACAUGACCAAUGUAAAUUUUACAUCAUUGGAAAGUGAUGAUACAGCUAGAUUACAAGGAUCGUCACAAAUUCAAGGAAAACCAGUUCUUCCGUAUAGUUCAAUGUUUAUUUUUGCACCGACUAAUGCAAUUCGACGUUUUUGUCAUUUUGUAGUGAAUUUACGUUAUUUUGAUUUAUUUAUUAUGAUUGUAAUUUGUGCAAGUAGUAUUGCUUUAGCUGCUGAAGAUCCAAUUUCGGAACAAUCAAAACGUAAUACAAUAUUAGAACAUUUUGAUUAUGCAUUUACUGGUGUAUUUACAAUUGAAUUAAUUUUAAAAGUUAUUGAUCUAGGCGUUGUACUACAUCCUGGUUCAUAUUUUCGUGAUACAUGGAAUAUACUUGAUGCAAUUGUUGUAUUCUUUGCUUUAGUAGCAUUUGUAGUAAGAUCAGCUACCUCGUUAGGACGAAUUGGAACAAGUACAUCAGCAAAGAAUUUAAAUACCAUCAAGUCAUUACGUGUACUACGUGUACUUAGACCAUUGAAAACAAUUAAUCGUGUGCCAAAAUUAAAAGCUGUAUUUGAUUGUGUUAUUAGUUCAUUGAAAAAUGUUUUCAAUAUAUUAAUUGUCUAUUGGUUAUUUCAAUUUAUUUUUGCUGUCAUUGCUGUACAAUUAUUUCAGGGAAAAUUUUUCUAUUGUAAUGAUAUUUCUAAAAUGACAAGAGAUGAUUGUCAGGGCCAGUUUAUUGACUACAAUGAUCGGGGUGAUCCAUUCCUUCAGAAUCGUACAUGGCGUACACGUGACUUCAAUUAUGAUAAUGUAAUUCAUGCAUUACUUACACUAUUUACAGUAACAACUGGUGAGGGGUGGCCAGCAGUAUUAAAAAAUUCUAUGGAUUCCACUGUGGCUGAUCGUGGUCCAUCACCAGAUUUUCGUCAAGAAAUGGCUAUUUUCUAUGUGGUAUUCUUUAUUGUAUUUCCAUUCUUUUUUGUAAAUAUUUUCGUUGCACUUAUCAUUAUUACAUUUCAAAAUCAAGGUGAAAAUGAAUUGAUCGAAUUGGAUUUAGAUAAAAAUCAAAAACGUUGUAUUGAUUUCGCUAUUAAUGCUCAACCAUUAUGUCGUUAUAUGCCAAAAGAUAGACAUUCAUUGAAAUAUCGAGUUUGGCGUCUUGUUGUCUCAACCCCAUUUGAAUAUUACAUCAUGGUGAUGAUUGCAAUUAAUACUUUAAUUUUAAUGAUGAAAUAUCAUCGUCAAGAACAAAAAUCAUAUUUUACUGCUUCAGUUGAUACAGAACAACAAGCUUAUCAUAAUUAUUGUAAUACAUUAUUAUAUUUCAAUUCUGCAUUCACUGUUAUGUUCUCUGUUGAAUGUAUGCUGAAAAUUAUGGCUUUUGGACCAAAGAAUUAUUUUCGUGAUCGUUGGAAUAUUUUUGAUUUUAUUACAGUGAUAGGAAGUAUUACUGAUGUAUUAGUUUCUGAGCUACAAGAAUCAGCAUUUUUAAGUUUGGGCUUUCUACGUUUAUUUCGUGCAGCACGUUUAAUUAAAUUAUUACGUCAGGGUUAUAGUAUACGUAUUAUCCUAUGGACAUUUAUUCAAUCAAUUAAAGCAUUGCCAUAUGUUUGUUUACUGAUUACAAUGUUAUUUUUUAUCUAUUGUAUUGUUGGUAUGCAGGUUUUUGGUAAUAUUAAAACAGAUCCACAUUCACAAUUAAAUAAUCAUAAUAAUUUUCAAACAUUUGGCGAUGGAAUAUUAUUGUUAUUUAGAUUUCCUUCCUGCUUUAUUAACCGUGCAGUGAAAUAUUCAUUGGCAGCGCUUAAGAAAUUAAUUCGAAUGAAUAUGCCAGUAGAUGAAAAUGGUUGUGUACAUUUUACAACGACAUUAUUAGCUUUAAUACGUGAAUCAUUAGGAAUUAAAACUGGACCAACUGAAAUUAUGGAUCAACGUGAUAUUGAAUUAAAAGAGACAAUUUGUAAAUUAUGGCCUGUACAUGGAAAGAAAAUGCUGCAUUUACUUGUACCUCCUGAUUCAGAGCUUGUCUAUCAUAAAAUGACUGUUGGCAAAAUAUAUGCAAGUUAUCUUAUCAUUGAAAAUUGGCGAGCAACACGAGCUUUUCAAGGUAAAGGUGGAACAUCGAAAUCUGCCAGCAUAUUAGCACGAUUUUUCGGUGCAGUAAAACAAAAUGCUCAUCAUCCAAAUGUGAAUUCUGAGACAGAAGAUGAAAAAGGAAGUCCUGAUCUGAAUGAAUUCUCAGAGAAUAUAACAUCUGGAAAUAAACAUCCAAGAAAAAGUAUACUUUCAAUUUCAGAUCAUAAUGAACCAAAUCGUAUUUUUACACCAAAAAAAUCAGAAUUCACUGAAAAACAUGUACAUCGAGCUAGUAGUAGUAAUCUUUUACGGAAAAGAUUACGAAUGAAUGAAAUUGAUCCACAACAUCCUAGUCAUCAAUCACAUUUUAUUGAUCAUGAUGAUAGUAUAACAUCAACGGAACAAUUUCAAAACUAUGCAACACAUUUUAUUCCAUCUAAAAACGAUCAAGUAUUCAGUGAUCGUAAUUCAGCCCGUUAUUAUCCAAGUCAUUCAAAACAUCUGAGGGAAAAUAAUACUUUACAUCAUGAAAUACCUGGAAAUUUUGAAAUAACUGAUAAAAUCAAUGAAAGUAGUGAAGAACUAUCUGAAAGUCAAUAUCAUCAUCAUCAUCAGCAUCAAUUUGUGACUAGUUCACCAGGAAGUUAUUUUGAAGAUCAACAAGAUCAGUAUUUCGAAAAACCUGAUCAUCAUCAUCAUCCUCAGUUAAUGCGUACCAAUUUUGGUAAACUUUACAAUACUGAUGAAGCAGAAUAUCUACCGCAAACGGUGUCUUAUGCAAAACCAUUUUCACAAAAGCCAAUAAUGCCUAGCAGAGGUUAUGGUAUUCAUUUAUCCCCUAGCAUUGAUACCAAUAGGACUGAUGAUUUUGUUGAGGAUGAAAGAGAUAUGCCAUACUAUCAGUUAUGUGAUGUUAGCCCUACUGAAUUUCAUACUCCAUCACAUAUGAAUAUUAAAACAACCGGACAUAAACGUCCUUUAGAGCUUCCACAUCAACAUUCAAUUCCUAUUUUCACAAAACAAACCGAUAUUAGAGGUGAACCAUUAUGGGGACUAAGAAAUAUGCCUCAAUUAACACGAAGUCCAAGUGUAGAAUAUGCUACAAAAUAUUCUUCUCAUGAACCAUUGUUAAAGCAUCAGCCAUAUGGUUAUGAGACUAGCCAAACUCACAGAAAAACUGAUCUUCAACCAAACCCUUAUAGUUCAAUAUUUCAUCCUAUUCCACCUCCAUCAGGUUCAAACAUAUCCAAUCUUAAAGCGCAUAGAUCAUUUGAUACAAAUGAAAGUCAGGAAAGUGCUCCACACCCAUUCACAGCAAGUAUGCAUUUUCAGCCAAUACCUCCACCAACAAAUUAUGAUUGGGAACCAGAUUAUAUUGGUGAAAUGUAUACUCAUACAAGAAAUGAAGAACCAAUCAAAAAAGCCACAAAUCUAACCGCUGAUCAAUCGUCAAAUUUUGCAUCUACUUCACAUUUUGAUGAUUUCAAAUUGAAAAAAUCCCCUAUGUACUUUCAUACUCCACAAUUAAAAAGACAUUGUAUACCACAUACUAUUAUGACACAAAUUAAAAGACCUAAACAACAAAUUCAUGCAACUGUAAUAAAUUUUAAUAGUAAUCCAACAAUGUUUACUGGUAAUACUACUACUACUACUACUUCUACUACUUCUACUACUACCAUUGCACAACCAACUACUAAUAAUCCUUGUCAUACAAGAUCACCAUAUGAAUUACCGACAAACAUUUCAUCUUUAUACCAUCAUCCUAUUGAGUAUUAUGAUCUUCAAAAACAACCAACUGGUUCUUCAUCCUCUACAAUGUUUCCACAUUAUUUAAAUUAUACACCAAAAACUGAUUAUCAUUCAAUACAAUCAGAUGAUGAAUUCGAACAGAAAUCAAUAUUGAAUCUACCAGACAAUUCUUCAUCAUGUUCAAAUAAUAAUCAUGAUGAUGACGAUGAUGACGAGGAGGAGGAGGAGGAUGACGGUGUAAUUUAA
Molecule: messenger RNA, 4980 nt
Organism: Schistosoma turkestanicum
Lineage: Eukaryota; Metazoa; Platyhelminthes; Trematoda; Strigeidida; Schistosomatidae
Source: the annotation of a GenBank genome assembly